AUGGCAUUGUAUUUACAUACUUGCGCCCAACUCCACCAUCGAAGGCAUCCGAUGAAGCAGACUAAGACCAUGAACGAUGUUCUACAAGCGGGACUGUUCAUGGCUCCAGAUCCAGAGGUACCGUUUUCUUAUUCAACGGCCCGCGAAAAUGCAUCAAGUUGGCUCGUUGCGAGGUGGAGGGAUACCGUAUCCGGUAUCUUUUCGGUCCAGGAUGCUCAUUUUGGCUCCAGCUUGUAA
Neurospora hispaniola is the source of this 237-nucleotide messenger RNA. RefSeq lists its product as uncharacterized. The record is from RefSeq and is a predicted model, not a curated record. The transcript is spliced from 2 exons. The coding region runs from base 1 to 237 and encodes 78 amino acids. Lineage: Eukaryota; Fungi; Ascomycota; Sordariomycetes; Sordariales; Sordariaceae.